Molecule: messenger RNA, 525 nt
Organism: Vicia villosa (hairy vetch)
Lineage: Eukaryota; Viridiplantae; Streptophyta; Magnoliopsida; Fabales; Fabaceae
Exons: 1
Coding region: 1-525 (174 amino acids)
Molecular function (GO): RNA-DNA hybrid ribonuclease activity; nucleic acid binding
Source: RefSeq, a predicted model, not a curated record
AUGGUCCAGAGUUGGCGGGCAGCAGGUUUGUCAUCUUUGAUUGAACCCCGUAUUCAUAAUUUUAAUGAUGUUAAAUCCCUUAUUCUCGAUAUUUGUCAUAGAGAGGAUAGAAGGGAUGCCGGUAGGUUCGCGGUGCUGUUGGAUGAAUUAUGGAAGAAUAGGAAUAAUAUUGUUUGGAAUGACACGCGGGAAGAGGCGACAAAAGUUGGGUUGCAAGCCUACUUCAGUUGGCAUGAUUGGUUCUUAGCAAGAAGGACUGAGGAGGGGGUACAGGAACCUCCUUCACCUACCGUUUGGACACCGCCUGAUGAAGGUAAAUUCAAGUGCAACGUUGAUGCCGGCUAUAAUAAUAGUUUGGGUACUUCAAAUAGAGGGUGGUGUGUUAGAAACAAUGGUGGUCAUUUUAUUAUCGCAGGUGUAGCUUGGAACUACGGUUUGUUACCAACUAAUGUUGCGGAAGCAAUGGCGUUGAAAGAAGCUAUGCAAGGUGCUAUUUCCCUUCAGUUGAAUAAUGUUAUUUUUUAG